Molecule: messenger RNA, 1445 nt
Organism: Salvia miltiorrhiza (redroot sage)
Lineage: Eukaryota; Viridiplantae; Streptophyta; Magnoliopsida; Lamiales; Lamiaceae
Product: probable pectate lyase 5
Exons: 2
Coding region: 78-1283 (401 amino acids)
Molecular function (GO): pectate lyase activity
Source: RefSeq, a predicted model, not a curated record
ACUCACACACACUCUAACAAAACAACACAAACUUUCCACCUUUUUAUUUUCAUUAAUUCCUUUUUCCCAACAUAAACAUGGGAAUUCGAAUUCUCAUAGUCAUGCUACUUCCAUUAUUAGCUCCUAAAUUCACAUUCUCUUCACCAGUUGCUGACCCUGAGCUCGUAGUACAAGAAGUUAAUGAGAAAAUCAAUGCAUCACGAAGGAAGCUAGGGUUCCUAUCGUGCGGGACAGGGAACCCCAUCGACGACUGCUGGCGGUGCGACCCCAAUUGGGAAAAGAACCGGCAGCGGCUGGCCGACUGCGCCAUCGGGUUCGGCAAGCACGCGAUCGGGGGCCGCGACGGGAAGAUCUACGUGGUGACGGACUCCGGCGACCACGCGGUGAACCCGCAGCCGGGGACCUUGAGGUACGGCGUGAUCCAGAAGGAGCCGCUGUGGAUCAUCUUCGCGCGGGACAUGGUGAUCCGGCUGAAGCAGGAGCUGAUGUUGAACUCGUUCAAGACGAUCGACGGGCGCGGGGCGAGCGUGCACAUCGCGGGCGGCGCGUGCAUCACGGUGCAGUACGUGACGAACGUGAUCAUCCACGGCCUCAACAUCCACGACUGCAAGCAGGGCGGCAACGCGUACGUGCGGGACUCGCCCGACCACUACGGGUGGCGCACGGUGUCGGACGGCGACGGCGUGUCCAUCUUCGGGGGCAGCCACGUGUGGGUGGACCACUGCUCCCUCUCCAACUGCCGCGACGGCCUCAUCGACGCCAUCCACGGCUCCACCGCCAUCACCAUCUCCAACAACUACCUCACGCACCACAACAAGGUCAUGCUGCUCGGCCACAGCGACACCUACAAGCAGGACAAGAACAUGCAGGUCACCAUCGCCUUCAACCACUUCGGCGAGGGCCUCGUGCAGCGCAUGCCCCGCUGCCGCCACGGCUAUUUCCACGUCGUCAACAACGAUUACACGCAUUGGGAGAUGUACGCCAUUGGCGGCAGCGCCUCCCCCACCAUCAACAGCCAGGGCAACCGCUUCCUCGCUCCCGACCGAGACGACAACAAGGAGGUCACCAAGCAUGAGGAUGCGCCGGAGAGCGAAUGGAAGAGGUGGAAUUGGAGAUCGGAAGGAGACCUAAUGCUCAACGGCGCCUUCUUCACGCGCUCCGGCGCCGGGGCGUCGUCUAAUUACGCAAAGGCAUCGAGCUUGAGCGCUAGGCCUUCUUCCCUAGUGGGAACCAUGACGGGAGGCUCGGGUUCGCUCAACUGCAGGAAAGGCAAACGCUGCUGAAUGCAUUUUCAUUUAUAUAUAUUAAUGCAACCAACCUUCCUUGACAAAACGUACACAGCCAUAGCCAUUUGGGGAAGUAAAUAAUCCUAAUUCGAAAUCCAAGGACUGCUGAGUUGAUAAAUGUAACUUUCUUGCAGUAAAGAAUUCGCUCAAUUCUUGCAA